AUGUUUAAGUUACUAGUGCCAUUAAUUAGCGCUGUAGUAUUAGUUGUUUCAAGUGCGGAUCAAAAAUUCGUUGACAGUUCUGGUCUAGAUGAACGUACGAUGUACGGAUGGGAAGUUAACAUUGCUUCAGAUUUUUCAGCUAGCACCUCUUGUUAUGGCAUUUUUAUUGGGCCACGGGUAUUCCUCACUCACUCUGAGUGUGUUAAAGAAAGUGGAAUGUCCUCUUCUAUUCAGAUCGUCAAUACUAUAUACAAUUCUGAAUUGGUGAAGACACAAUUAUCAGUCAAGCACCGAAAUGUAUAUACUGGUAAUAACAUCAAAAAGGGAACUACCGUUUUUGACCGAAAAGUUGCGUUGCUGAUAAUAGAUGAACCAGUCAUUCCUUUGGAUGAAAUCACUGCAAAUAGUUUCGUUAAAUUGCCUGAAGACAUCAAUGACGUUGAUUUCUCAAAAUGCUUCAUGCCGGAAGUAUCAACUCCGCCAAUCAUUAUAAAACGCUCAUGCCAACUGAGCGAAGAAGGCUUAACCGAAGAAUCUGCCACAGAAUUUACGUGCACUCAUGACCUUCAGGGGAUGUGGUACGGUAGUGGGCUGUUCUGUCAAUUGAAGGAGAAUCCUGGGACCAAUGUACUAGCAGGAUACGUUGGAAAUGAAUUUCUCAGUUUCUUAAGCUACUUCCGGUCUCAUGAAACUGUUAUCAAUCUAUCUGGAUUAAAUAUUAAAGUAAUGAACCUAUAA
Molecule: messenger RNA, 738 nt
Organism: Cotesia congregata
Lineage: Eukaryota; Metazoa; Arthropoda; Insecta; Hymenoptera; Braconidae
Source: the annotation of a GenBank genome assembly